AUGAUCGAGAGGUUACACGGGUUCCAGAAGGAGCUGGCGCGGCGCUUGGGUCAAGAUCACGUGGACCGAGAACUCAAGACGGCUCUCUCAGAAGCCGAAAAGAAGUUUGAACAAGUCGAGGAUCUGCGCACUCGUGAAUCGUCCGCCGCCCAACAGCAAGUGGAAGCGAUGACUUCGCGCCUGGCUGUUACGAAACAGAAUUUAGCUGGCGAUCUCCAAGCUGCAACAACCAAGGCAUCUAAGUACAAGAAACCCUUCCACAGAGUUGACAAGAAGCUUGACACGACCAGACUGGCGUUGGAAAACAUGUCGAAGACCCAUCAAGACUGCCCUGUGAACAAGAACUCGUAG
Messenger RNA from Peronospora matthiolae, 351 nucleotides. Lineage: Eukaryota; Oomycota; Peronosporomycetes; Peronosporales; Peronosporaceae. The record is from the annotation of a GenBank genome assembly.